GAUGGAGAUAUUCUGGGAUUUCAAUCUUCUCAGGAGCAAUCAGAUGGCAAGAAGACCCAUGGAGAAAGCGUAGCUGAGCGUGACUUCCUACGAACAGAGGGAGACCCUGCUGCUGUUGGUUACACAAUCAAUGAGGCGUUGGCACUUACCAGGAGCAUGGUUCCUGGACAGCGUGUACUAGGACUGCAGCUUCUCGCUUCUGUUCUGAAUAGGGCAUUGCACAACCUGCAUAAGAUGGAUCUAGCUGAUAAUGUGGAAGGAGCUAAUUAUGCCGAGAAAGCUUAUGAUUGGCAAGCAGUUUGGGCCUAUGCCCUUGGCCCCGAACCAGAGUUGGUUCUUUCUCUAAGGAUGGCAUUGGAUGAUAACCAUGAGUCUGUAGUUUUGACUUGCGCUAAAGUUAUUAAUGUUAUGUUGAGCUAUGACAUGAAUGAGUCAUAUUUUGAUUUUUCAGAGAAAUUAAUAAAUAAGACGGAAGAUAUCUGCACAGCUCCUGUUUUUCGUAGCAAACCUGACGUGGAUGGAGGUUUUCUUGAAGGGGGUUUUUGGAAAUACAACACAAAACCAUCCAAUAUACUUCCACACUAUGGUGAAGAUGAAGAAGAAGAAAGUGACGAGAAACACACCAUUCAAGAUGAUGUUAUUGUGUCUGGACAGGACGUUGCUGCUGGUCUUAUUAGAAUGGGAAUCCUACCGCGUAUCUGCUCCCUUUUGGAGAUGGACCCGCCUCAAAUUCAAAAAGAUUAUCUCGUUUCAAUUCUUGUGGCAUUAGCCAGACACUCUCCGCAAUCUGCUGAUGCCAUCUUGAAUUGUACAAAGCUUGUUCAAUGUGUUGUCAAGCUGUUGGACAGGCAAGGAUCAAAGGAAAUUCACUCGUCAAUGAUCAGAGGGGUUACUUUGUUGAAGGUUUUAUCCAAAUACAACAGACAAACAUGCUUGAAUUUUGUGAACAAUGGAGUUUUUCAUCAGGCAAUGUGGCAGUGGUACUUACCGGCUUAUACCCUUAAGGAUUGGAUAAAACCUGGAAAGGAACAAUGCAAGUUGAGUUCAGCAAUGAUGGUCGAGCAACUGCGGUUUUGGAGAACCUGUAUUUCUUAUGGAUUUUGCAUAUCACACUUCACAGAUUUCUUUCCUGUUCUAUGCCUGUGGCUCAGCCCUCCAGUGUUCCAGAAUCUAAGUGAACACAAUGUUCUUUCUGAGUUUAGUUCAAUUGCAAGAGAGUCGUUUCUUGUAUUAGGAGCUCUGGCACAAAGGCUGCCGCUUCUUCAUUCAGCGGAGCAGUUUGGCAAGCAAGAUAUGGGAGUUCCUGGCAGUUAUGGUGAGAUGUGGUCUUGGAGUCAUGUAGUUCCAAUGAUAAAUUCGGCGCUGUCUUGGUUACAUCUAAGUGAUAUUCCCUACUUGUGUUCACUGAUCAAUGGGCAGAGUGAGAAUACAACACAUACACCGGAGCAAAGCUGCCUGGUUUUGUUGAUUUCUUCUGUACUAGGCAUGCUUAAUUCGACAUUGGAAAGAAUAUCACCAGAGGGUACUCCUGAUAGUAGAAGUUACUGCUUGCCUUGGAUACCGGACUUUGUCCCCAAAAUUGGCCUGGGGAUAAUUACUAACGGGUUUUUCAGCUUCUCGUGCACUGAAGUUGUCGGGCAUGAGGAGCAGCUGCCGUCCCGUGGUGUAUCGUUGGUGCAGGGGCUUUGUCAUCUGAGAUGCUGGGGUGAUGUUGAUGCAUCACUAUCUUCCACAAGUUGCCUUCAAAGAUUAGUGCAGCUAACCUGUUCUGUUGACAGAGUGAUCCAGAGAGCGACAACAAAUAGUUCUGAGCAUCUCAAAGAAUCUAAAGCAGGGCUAGCUGGCAAGAUACUACAAGAAGGCAUUUCCAGUUUAUGGCAUAAUGACUUGUUGAACUUUCUAACUUCGCUGUUGCCAUUGAUUUCCUCACAGUGGCCUGUAUUAAAGAACAUAGAGAUGUUUGGUAGAGGAGGACUAGCUCCUGGUGUUGGGUUUGGCUGGGGGACGUGCGGGGGUGGGUUUUGGUCUCUGAAAUGCCUACUUGCACAACUGGAUUCACAGUUGGUCCUAGAGUUGAUAAAAAUUAUCUCUGCUGCGCCAGAAGGCCUUGUUACCCUCAGUAAAGGUGCAAACUCGGAUAAUGUAACUAAUCCAUUUGCCAACGCUUCAGAGAGAAUCAGUCCUGUCCUUGGUGUAUCUUUGAUUGCCGGACCUGGCCAGAUCUCUACCUUGGAGAGAGCCUUUGAUAUCCUCUUCCAACCUUCAGUUCUGAAAUGUCUCAAAUCCUCCAUACAUUGUCUGGCUUCUCAAAUGAAAUUACCAAAAACUUUUCAGUGGGACAUAACUGAGGAUGAGUAUCAGCAUUUUAGCAGUGUGCUAAAUUCACAUUUCAGAUCCAGAUGGUUGGCCAUCAAGAAGAAGAAUCCAGACAAACAUGCAAGAAACAACAGUGCCAUAAAUAAGCCAAAAGUACCAGAAAUGUUGGAGACGAUUCAAGAGGAAAUGGAGUUAACAGAAGUUAUAAAUCCCCCCUGCAGCACGUUAGUUCUAGAGUGGGCACACCAGAGACUGCCUCUUCCUGUGCAUUGGAUUCUAAGUUCAAUCUGCUGCAGUGAUGAUGCUGACGUUUCAAGAGCUGGUCUUAUCUUUUUAUUGGGUCUGGAAGCUGUUUCAGCUGCCCCAUCUCUUGAUGUUCCUUUGGUUUGGAAAAUGCAUGCACUUUCUGCCUCUGUCCGCACUAACAUGGACUUGCUUCAAGAAGAUAGAAGCAAGGAUGUUUUUGAGGCUUUGCAAGAAUUGUAUGGCCAGCGUCUGGACAUGUUAUGUCAGAAAUAUUAUAGAUCUCACUCUGCUAAUAAUGAUGAGGUUGUAGGAUCUAUGGCCACUGCUGAAGAAGUAAAAGUAACUAGCACUUACGAAAUUCUCAGAUUCAAGGAGAAAAUUCAUGAGAGCUACACUACUUUUGUGGAGAGUGUUGUAGAUCAAUUUGCAGCUGUCUCAUAUGGGGAUGUUAUUUUUGGUCGGCAAGUGGCCAUUUAUUUGCAUAGAAGUGUUGAGACUACGGUUUGGCUGGCAGCCUGGAAUGCAUUGUCUACUGCUUAUGUGCUUGAACUGUUGCCUCCACUAGACAAAUGCAUUGGUGACGUUAAAGGAUACUUGGAGCCUCUUGAGGAUGACGAAGGAAUCUUGGAGUCUUACGCCAAAUCAUGGACAUCUGGUAUCCUGGACAAGGCUGCCCGGAGGGAUUCCAUGUCGUUCACACUAGCGAAGCAUCAUCUGUCUGGUUUCAUUUUCCGGUGUGGUGCUUCCGUCAAAGUGCGCAACAAGAUGGUCAAGUCGCUCCUCCGGUGCUACUCCCAGAAGCAGCACCACGAGGCUAUGCUCCAGGGUCUCGUUCUGCAAGGCGUCCCACGGGAUUCGCAGUACGGCGAUGAAGUUGGCCGGAGGAUUGAGAUCUUGAAGGAUGCCUGUGAGAUGAACUCUUCCCUCUUGGCCGAGGUUCAAAGGCUGAAGUCAUCGAUCGAGGGAGCUAUUAGUUAGGCUAAAAGGUUGAAGACUCUUUUUUUUUGAUUGAUGAAUGCCAAAGGCUGAAGACUAACUGCCUGGCCUGGUUCUAGGGGCAGCGGUCUUGAGAAUAGCUCCAAGGAUGUUUUACUGGGCAGUUGUGACGAUUGUAAAAAUGGCGGUGUCCAUUACUACAAGUGAUUAUAGAAUCGCGAUGAACAACGACUGGUGUCGAACGCUUUGUAAGUGUGUGUGGUCGCGCAUGCUUGUGGGAAACAAACUGGACUGGAAAUAUUAACCGGCUUCCAAGAAGAUCUGCUUCCCCACCCGGAUAUGUGCUGGGUAAUUACGAGUUUUGCAUUUA
Triticum urartu is the source of this 3868-nucleotide messenger RNA. The record is from RefSeq and is a predicted model, not a curated record. NCBI's taxonomy places the organism in Eukaryota, Viridiplantae, Streptophyta, Magnoliopsida, Poales, Poaceae.